AUGCAACACGAUGAUGUCAUAUGGAGUAUAAUAAAUAACUCUUUCUGCUCUUUCAAGACCAAAACGAAGACUAAAAAUUUAUGCAGACAUGAGUACAAUCUUACAGGUCUUUGCAACAAGAAUACAUGUCCUCUGGCCAACAGUCAGUAUGCAACAGUCAGAGAGGAAAAAGGAAUCUGCUAUUUGUAUAUGAAGGAAGUGGAAAGAGCUGCAUUUCCAAGUCGAUUGUGGGAGAAAAUCAGACUUGAUGAUAAUUUUGAUAAAGCAGUCAAACAAAUUAAUGAAAAAUUAAUUUACUGGCCACGGUUUAUAAGACAAAAAUGUCGAGAAAGGUUAAUAAAAAUCCGACAGUACCUGGCCAGAAUUAGGAAAAUUACACUCCGUGGAAAGCGGAAACUGGUUCCACUCCAAAGGAAGAUUGAACGAAGAGAAAAACGCCGAGAAGAAAAGGCUUUAGUGGCCGCGCAGUUGGACAAUGCCAUUGAAAAACAAUUGCUGGAACGUCUGAAAUCAGGAGCAGUAAGUCUGUUUAAUUUGUUUUUAUAA
Messenger RNA from Acanthosepion pharaonis, 546 nucleotides. The record is from the annotation of a GenBank genome assembly. Lineage: Eukaryota; Metazoa; Mollusca; Cephalopoda; Sepiida; Sepiidae.